This is a messenger RNA of Zymoseptoria tritici IPO323, 3600 nucleotides long. RefSeq names its product myosin I heavy chain (gene MgMYO1). NCBI's taxonomy places the organism in Eukaryota, Fungi, Ascomycota, Dothideomycetes, Mycosphaerellales, Mycosphaerellaceae. Gene Ontology annotation, biological process: vesicle transport along actin filament; endocytosis; actin filament organization. Gene Ontology annotation, molecular function: actin filament binding; ATP binding; microfilament motor activity. The annotation marks the transcript as partial. The transcript has 2 exons. Gene Ontology annotation, cellular component: cell tip; microvillus; myosin complex. The record is from RefSeq and is a predicted model, not a curated record.
UCCGGCGGCGGCGGUGCUCCACAAAUCCGCAAAGCAGCAUACGAGACGAGUAAGAAGAAGGAAGUGGGAGUGUCAGAUCUCACACUCAUCAGCAAAAUCUCCAACGAAGCGAUCAACGAAAACUUGAAGAAGCGAUUCGAGAAUGCCGAGAUCUACACCUACAUCGGACAUGUGCUGGUUUCAGUUAACCCAUUUCGAGACCUGGGAAUAUACACCGACCAGGUACUCGCGAGCUAUCAGGGCAAGAACAGGCUGGAAGUGCCACCGCACGUCUUCGCCAUUGCAGAGAGCACAUACUACAACAUGAAGGCAUACAACGAGAACCAAUGUGUGAUCAUUUCAGGCGAAUCAGGAGCCGGAAAGACCGAGGCAGCGAAGCGGAUCAUGCAGUACAUUGCGAAUGUGUCAGGUGGCAGCAACAGUCAGAUUCAGGAGAUCAAGGAGAUGGUACUGGCGACUAACCCACUGCUGGAGUCCUUUGGCAACGCCAAGACACUGCGAAACAACAACUCGUCACGUUUCGGAAAGUACCUGGAGAUUCAAUUCAAUGCUCAAGGCGAGCCCGUCGGGGCGAACAUCAACAACUAUCUCCUCGAGAAGACCAGAGUGGUGGGACAGAUCAAGGACGAGCGCAACUUUCACAUCUUCUACCAAUUUACGAAGGCCGCGAGUCAGGCACAUCGGACGAAUUUUGGCGUGCAGCAACCGACGACGUAUUCCUAUACCAGCAAGAGCAAGUGUUAUGAUGUGCAGGGGAUUGAUGAUGUGGCGGAGUUCAAGGAUACCCUCAAUGCGAUGAAAGUGAUUGGGUUGUCGCAAGCGGAGCAGGAUGAUAUCUUCCGAAUGCUGGCCUGUAUUCUGUGGAUUGGGAAUGUCUCUUUCCGGGAGAACGACGAGGGGAAUGCGGAGGUGGUCGAUCAGUCGGUAAUCGAUUUCGUCGCAUAUCUUCUGGAGGUGGACAAUGCGCAUGUCAAUAAGGCUCUGACGACAAGAAUUAUCGAGACGAGUCGAGGAGGGCGCCGAGGAUCAGUCUACGACUCGCCGAUGAACAUUGCGCAGGCCACCUCCGUCCGGGAUGCCCUGGCCAAAGCCAUCUACUUCAACAUGUUCGACUGGAUCGUCCAGCGUGUGAAUGUGUCGUUGAAGGCGAGAGGUGCCAUUGCGCACAGUAUUGGCAUUCUGGAUAUCUACGGAUUCGAGAUCUUCGAGCGGAACUCAUUCGAACAGCUGUGCAUCAAUUACGUCAACGAAAAGCUGCAGCAGAUCUUCAUUCAGUUGACGUUAAAGACUGAACAGGAAGAGUAUGCGCGGGAGCAGAUUCAAUGGACGCCGAUCAAGUACUUUGACAACAAGGUGGUGUGCGAGUUGAUCGAGGAGAAGCGACCGCCGGGAGUGUUCGCGGCGUUGAACGAUGCCUGUGCUACUGCGCAUGCGGAUCCCACGGCCGCCGAUCAGACGUUUGUGCAGAGAUUGAAUGCGCUGUCGAGCAAUCCCAACUUUGCGCCGAGACAGGGACAGUUCGUCAUCAAGCACUAUGCCGGAGAUGUGAACUAUGCCAUUGACGGCAUGACGGACAAGAACAAGGAUCAACUGCUGAAGGAUCUUCUGAACCUGGUCGGCCAAAGUGGAAACAAUUUCGUCCAGACCAUCUUCCCCGAUCAGGUGGACCAGGAUAACCGCAGACGUCCACCCACAGCAGGCGACAAGAUCAAGGCAUCUGCAAAUGACCUCGUGGCGACAUUGAUGAAAUGCACACCCAGCUACAUCCGCACGAUCAAGCCAAACGAGAACAAGAGCCCGACGGAGUACAAUUCCCCGAACGUCAUGCAUCAAGUCAAGUAUCUUGGCCUGCAAGAGAACGUGCGCAUUCGGCGAGCCGGGUUCGCGUACCGACAGACGUACGAGAAGUUUGUGGAAAGAUUCUACCUCUUGUCGCCGAAGUGCAGUUAUGCUGGUGAAUAUACAUGGACAGGUGAUGCCAAGUCUGGUGUGCGCCAGAUUCUGAAGGAUACUUCCAUCCCGGCGGAGGAGUGGCAGAUGGGUGUCACAAAGGCUUUUAUCAAGACGCCUGAGACACUCUUUGCACUUGAGACGAUGAGAGAUCGGUACUGGCAUAACAUGGCGAUUCGUAUCCAGCGAGCGUGGAGGAAUUAUCUUCGCUACCGAGCUGAGUCUGCGACGAGGAUUCAACGUUUCUGGAGGAAGAAGACCGGAGGGAUGGAGUUCAUUCAGCUCCGAGAUGAGGGACACAAAGUACUUGGAGGUCGCAAGGAAAGACGCCGCUAUUCUCUUGUUGGUUACCGACGAUUCAUGGGCGACUAUCUCGGGAUUGACAAUCAAGGUGGCGGCGGAUCACUCCUCCGCAGCAACGGCGGCAUUGGUACUGGUGAGAAGACAGCUUUCUCCUGUCGGUGUGAAGUGCUCGUGUCCAAGCUUGGCCGUUCCUCCAAACCAGAGCCACGCAUGCUCGUCCUGACUGACCGCGCUGUCUACAUCAUCAAGCAAGCCUUGGUCAACAAGCAACUCACCAUUAUGGCGGAGCGCACGAUCCCCAUCGGAGCCAUCAAGUUUGUCUCCGCCAGCACACUCAAGGAUGACUGGUUUGCUCUUGGUGUUGGGAGUCCUCAGGAACCUGAUCCGCUCAUCAACUGCAUCUUCAAGACGGAGUUCUUCACUCAGCUUCGACACGUCUCGCGCGGUACUGCUGCCCUCCAAAUUGGCGACUCGAUCCAGUACAACAAGAAGCCGGGCAAGCCUGCUACGAUCAAGGUCGUCAAAGAUCCGCAAGUACCACGGGAUGACUUGUACAAGUCUGGCGCCAUCCACACCGGCCAAGGAGAGGAUCCCAGGAGCGUCAGCAAAGCGACACCGAAGCCUAAGCCCGUGCCUGCAAAAGCCAUCACGAGCGGCAAGCUUCUGAAAAAAUCAACUGGCGGGAAGCUUUCACAGCAAGCAGCGCGCAGUCAAGGUCGACCUGUACCGCAAGCUCAACCUCUGCCUGGAACAUCGAAUGCCCGCCCUGCAGAGAGGAUGGUCCCAAUCAUGCAGCAGCCUGUCCAGCAGCAAAUUCCCAUCGCGCCACAACAGCAAACAAACGGCCAUUCCCGCGGCACAGGCUCAACAGGUCGAGCCGUCCCACCUCCCCCUCCUCCACCACCACCCGCCGCCGCCGCGCCGAAACCCGCAGAACCGCACUUCAAAGCCCUCUACGACUUCCAAGGCCAAACAGGCGGAGAACUAAGCCUCACCAAAGACGAAGUCAUUGUCGUGCAGCAGAAAGAAAGCAACGGCUGGUGGCUCGCCAAACGCCUCCACGGCUCCGAAUCCGGCUGGGCGCCCGCUGCUUACUUGGAAGAAGUCAAAGCCGCUCCACCCCCUCCUCCUCCUUCAGCGAAGGGUAAAGCUCCACCCCCGGCUCCGCCUGCGAAGAGGCCCGCGGGCAGGAAGGGUGUGGGCGAGGCAGUGGCGAGGGAUAGUGGGUACAGUACGCAAGGUGGGAGUGGAAUGUCUACGCCGACUGGGGGAAAUGGAGGUGGGGAUUUGGCCGGGGGUUUGGCUGCUGCGUUGAAGGCUAGGCAGAGGGCUAUGGGUGGGGGGUAG